Molecule: messenger RNA, 1875 nt
Organism: Besnoitia besnoiti
Lineage: Eukaryota; Apicomplexa; Conoidasida; Eucoccidiorida; Sarcocystidae
Exons: 4
Coding region: 1-1875 (624 amino acids)
Cellular component (GO): membrane
Molecular function (GO): lipase activity
Source: RefSeq, a predicted model, not a curated record
AUGGAGCCCGUUCCACCGCCAGUCAGCGCAGAUUUGCAGGCAGAGGCUCCCGCCUCGCCCCCUAAACCCUCGGGAGGGGCGCAGGACGCCGUUCCUCCUGGCGUGAAUGCCUCAGCCUCGCCGUCUUCAGCUAGCAACGCGGCUGCAGACCUCGGAAGUUCUUCUCAGCCAGCCGAGGGGAGCUCAGGACCCAAGAGCGCUCCUGCUGAAGCGUCUCUUCCCCCCGUAGGCUCAUCUUCCGUCCUUGCCGGAGGCUGUGACGCCGACAAUGGCUGCGACCCCCCCUCCGCGACCGCCCCCGUUCCGCCGGCGGCAGAGGGCGACAGAACGGGCUCGCGCGCGAGUCUGAAGGCUCCGGAAGCAUCGGGCGAGCGCAGAAGGUCGCGGCACGAAGCCCUGGAGACCGUAGUCGACGCGCUUGCGCACAUCAACAGCCCCUCGCAGUUCGCACCCCCCGCAGCCAACGCCCUGGCGGGGGCCCGCGGGGGCGGCGCGGGGGACCGAGCGGCCCCUGCGCCGGUGUUGGAGACCGCCAAGAGCAAGAAGCUGCAUUUGGGUUCCAGUCACCAGGCGUAUACCGGCCUCGAUCAGUGGCUCGAUAACUACGGCAUCGACAUUGAAGACCUCGGGCCGAACUUCCAGUCGGGGAAACUCACAAACGCCCACAAACUGGAUCUCGCCACGUACUCCUGGACGCAGGACAAACACGCGGACGUCAAAGGCGCCGUCGUCCUCUUCCACUCCUACACGUCGCAUGCUCUCUGGGACUUCAUGCGGCACCAGCCAGGGAAACGCGAGGUCAUUUCCGAGGUCAACACCCGCACAGGAGAGAGAGAGACCGUCGACCUUACCACAUGGGUUCCUCUCUACAGCGGAAGCUGGGUGGAGGCGUUUUGGAAGCAGGGCUUCAACGUGUACGCGAUGGAUCACCAGAGUCACGGACGGUCGGCGGGGUGGCGGGAGUGGCGGUGCAACGUUGAAAAGUUCGAUCACUUGGUGGACGACGCGCUGCAGUUCAUAAAAACAGUCGUGGCUAAAGACCCCGUUACCCCCGACAACGUGCCGAUCUACGUGCUGGGCUACUCGAUGGGAGGGAACAUCACGCUCCAGACGCUCGCGCGGAUUUUCGCGGACGACUCCGACGAAGGGAGACACCUGCAGGCGCGCGUCAGGGCGGCGGUGCUGCUCGCCCCGAUGCUGCGGAUUCUGCUGGACAGAAAAACAGCUUUCCUCGCGAAGCUCAACAAAAGCGUCAUCAGCUGCUGCAUGCCCAACCUUCGACUCGGACGCUCCACAGGCGACGAGGCGUACGCCUACCUUGAUCGGUGGUAUGAGAAAGAUCCGUUCGCAUACGGAGGAAGCCCAAAGUCGCGUAUGAUUGCGAAUCUGUACUCUGCGACGAUCAAGGCGAACAAGGUGAUCCGGACUCUUCCUGAGCAUCUGAAGGUCCUUUGUCUCCAGGGGACGGGAGACGCGACUGUGGACUAUCGGGCCGCACUCCUGUUAGCCAAGACGCGCGUGCGACUCGAUUUGAUGUAUCUCACGGGGUGGAGCCACUACCUGGCGAAGCAGAUCGGCUUCGAGCUCUUGAGAGACCUCGUCGCGGCCUGGGUUCACGCCAAACUCCGGACAGACACGCUGCUCUCCCCUACUCGCGACUCUUUCCAGAGUGCGUCUUCGGGGCUGAACGCGGCCGCGGACUGCGGGGCGAACGCCUGCACGCAGACGUCUUUCGAGGCCUUCGCAGUCCCGCCUCCGACUGUAGGGCAGGAGGCGUCGAAGCAGUCUCAAGGGGAACCUCCUUGCGGCUCCGCGAGCGCUGCAGCCGAAGAGCCAGAUGCACACCGGAGAAGGGAUGUGCUUGACUCUGCAUGA